This is a messenger RNA of Fibroporia radiculosa, 417 nucleotides long. RefSeq lists its product as uncharacterized. The transcript is spliced from 9 exons. The record is from RefSeq and is a predicted model, not a curated record. Lineage: Eukaryota; Fungi; Basidiomycota; Agaricomycetes; Polyporales; Fibroporiaceae. The coding region runs from base 1 to 417 and encodes 138 amino acids.
AUGGCUUUUAUGCUUACUGCUGUGGAUGCAGAUAUGCACACUGUAUCAUUCACAAACAAUUGUGGGUACGGAACACCUAAUUUAGUUGCAGAAAGUGGCACUCUUCUUUCGGACGGGGCACCCUUGACUAUGAAUGGCCCUCUGAUAGGAGCUGUCGCUUUUCUACAGACAGGUAACUGUGGUAAUGAUGGUGAGGAUUGUACAACUGUCAACAUAACGCUCGAAAAUGGAGAAAAUAGUUUUACUGUCAACCCGCCUUAUGGCUCUUCUAUCAGUGUUAAGUUCUACAAUGGUUGCGAUGGGCUAGGUGUAGACUGUGGCGUCUCCGGCUGCUCGGGUCCUCAGCCUUUGGGAGUUUCAUCAUUCGCCAACUGUACUGCACCUAACGUUGACCUAGAGAUCACCUUCUGCGAUUAG